AUGUCGCCGCGACCAGUCUCACCUCUCGAAGACGACCGCUCAGCAAAACGUUCCAAGAUCAAGACAUCACCACCACCACCACUACCCACGGUCAUGAUCCCGGAAAAGGUUGCAGAGAUCGUACCCGAUGGAGACACUAUCCUUGUGCUCAGUGUCAGAUCUGACGCUGCAGCGACGUCGAUCGGACUUCGCGUGUCGUCACAUGCUUUGAGUCUCGCCUCUUCCGUCUUCAAGGGAGAAUUCGCAAAGCUUGAAGCAUCCCGGAGCCAAUCGCAGGAGGAAACAGACAUCCCAGAUCUUGUACUCACGCUACCAUGCGACGACAUGCCCGCCAUGCUCCUGCUCUGCAACAUCCUUCAACUCCAAAACGACAAGCUUCCAGCGCGCAUCCUCCCGUCGUUACUGCUACGCCUGGGUGCACUGGCUGGGAAGUACGAAUGCGUGAUGGCAGCCGGACGUGCAACCAGUCAGUGGUUCGACAGCCUGUACUCCGCCGAAGAGCCUGGGAACAUCUGGGACAUUGUCGAAGCGGCGUACCUGUGGGAUGAAGCCAUCUUCUUCGCACGCUUCACGUCGAUUUGGGUGCGUCGUCAGUCUCUGACGUCAAAAUCUAUGGCGCCAGCGACCACACUUGAGACACAGAAGCUUGCUUGGGUGUUGGCUGAGCGAUUGAGUGUGGUGCAGGUGCUCAUCCGCAAAGAAAUAGACAAGCUCGUCGAGACUUGCGCUCUCACUUUCUCGGAGGAUGCAACACACUACAUCGACUACGCCCCAGGACUCUCACCAACUGCAUCCGAAACCAAAAGCGGUCGGCCGCCCACACCAUGUAUCGUCGACAGCGAAGGUGCCAAAGAGUAUCUUGGUGCUUUGAGGAACGCUCGGAUAUGGCCAUCGACGUGCUGGACCAAAUCAAAGGAGGGACAAGCCAUCGACACCAAGGUAGGGGAGUUGAUGGAGAAGAUCAAGCUGUUCAAGGAGCCACCGUACGAUGAUACUAAUCGCUGUGACGGCUGCGCAUACGUCAAGAUACAAUUCACAGAGGAGCCUGAGCAUGUCCAGCAAGCGUAUGGCAAGCGAUUGUGGGGCCUGUGCCUGGACUGCUACAAGGCUGGAGGAAUCAACCCUGGCGAGUGCAGGUACCAGCAUUCGAAGUGA
Molecule: messenger RNA, 1155 nt
Organism: Saxophila tyrrhenica
Lineage: Eukaryota; Fungi; Ascomycota; Dothideomycetes; Mycosphaerellales; Extremaceae
Exons: 3
Coding region: 1-1155 (384 amino acids)
Source: RefSeq, a predicted model, not a curated record